GCUUCCGGUAAGCUAUAAAUCAAUUUGUUUGAGCCUGGGGGAGAGAGAGAGAGAGAGAGCCUCCAUUGUUAUCUUUACUUAAAGAAACUCAUCAAGUUGGAGAAAUAUCCAACCAAAGCGAUUGUGUACCCAAUCAUCUUCUCCUGGUGUUCAUCCAUCUUCAGAAAGAAACUCCUUUCUCUGAACUUGGCUGUUAUUGUUCAUCUCUCUCUCUCUCUCUCUCUCUCUCUCUCUCUCUCUCUCUCUCUCUCUCCGUGUGUGUGAAAAUGGGUAGAAAGUGUUCAAACUGUGGAAGAACGGGGCAUAAUGCAAGGACCUGCAGCCUUUACAGAGGCAAUGUGGCCGGAGGAGUAUGGCUAUUUGGAGUGCAACUCGAGAUAUCUUCUUCUUCUUCAUCAUCAUCAUCAUCUUCCAACAUUGCUAUGGAGAGGAGUUUCAGCAUACAGAGUUUGUAUUCUUCUCCGGCAGCCGCUUCAUCAAAAGCUUCCUCCUGUGAAAAUUCUGAUAAGACUUCUGUUGCCGGUUCUCUCUCCUAUGGCCCCUUGACUGCUGCUCCUCCGCCGGAAAGGAAGAAGGGAGUGCCGUGGACGGAGGAGGAGCACCGGCUGUUCCUGGCCGGGCUCGAAAAACUGGGGAAGGGCGACUGGAGGGGAAUCUCAAGGCUUUUUGUGACCACAAGAACUGCAACCCAAGUGGCCAGCCAUGCUCAGAAGUACUUUCUCCGGCAGGCAAUUAGCCCCUCCAAUAAGAAGCGCCGCUUAAGCCUCUUUGACAUGGACAAGCCCAGAUGGCAACUUAGACCAAUCAAUUCGUCAUCAGAGGUGCAGAGAUCUUCAUCAUCUGCUGCUUCAGCCAUGGCAGGACCUACCAGCAGCAGCAGCAACAUUGCUUCAGAUGCUGCUGCAGUGGUUAAUAAUCUUCCUGAUCUAGAGCUCACACUGGCAGCUCCAAGGCACAGGCGCCCUCUCCUGAUGGGAGCUAUCAGAGUCAUCUGAUGAUUUUGUCCUUAAUUUCACAUCACUCUAUCUACCUAUGCUAUAGUUAAUCAGUCCAUAUAUAUAUAUAUAUAUACAUACACAUAUAUAUUUAUAUCUAUGUGCUUCUUUUAAGUUAAUGAGAAUGUACAAUUUUGCUAAUUAAUUAAUUAUCUAAUGUACAAAACUUAGGUUCGAUGAAUCCUUUGAAUGUGCGAUCUGAUCUAAUUUUGGGUAAUGUCGCAACUGUCAUAAGUUUGAGUUGUGAAAACAGUCUUUAUGGUGUCCUUGAUCGCAGUCUCUCAAAGAAACUUAUGGCCUGUGCUUGACUUGGAGACACCUUUAGAUAGAGUUGGGUAAGUUGCUAAAUUCAUACUCCUUCCGUACCCAAAAACCGUAAUAGAUAAUUGCCACAUGUUUAUACUCCUUCGAUAUGGCCUGUGCUAAUGCUAUAAUAAUUAUCUUAAAAAAAAAAUGUGCCAAUCCUAAUGAGUCUAUGUUUUUGUACAACGUUCCAAUUAGAUCAAUGAGCACACAUAUGUAUCUAUAUAUAUUGAUAAGGGGUCUGUUGAAAUUAUGUUUAUCUAUAAAUCUAUCAUCAAUAUCACUAUUUAGGAGAGUCUAUCAACAUGUGCCACAAUUUCUUAUUAGCCAAGACUGUUAAUUGUGUGACUCAAAAUUGAGUCGGUUAUGACCGUUGGAUCCGAAUUGGUCGUUGGAGACUGCAGCUGCAACAGCUAGCUUCUAGCCAUAGCUAACUUCUUGUAACUAACGAAUCCUAGAGUUCUUUUAUAAAUAGAACCGAGCGUAUGAGAGAAAAGACUACGAAGAAACUAUUGUAUUCUCCUUCUCUAGUGUGUAUCGCUGAUAUUGAGAGAAUUUAAGAAAGCUGGGAGUGCUCGAAUUGAGCUUGUACAUUGGGAAUUCUUGAGAGUUACUGUGAGGUUCUUGUAAUCUAUAUUUUCUUGUCUGUUCUAGUGCAUUGAAUAGGGGAACCCCCCCUGCGGUGAUGUAGGAUUUCUUUAACGGAAUCUGAACACGUUAUUCUUGUCUCCUAUGCGUGAAUGUU
Molecule: messenger RNA, 2043 nt
Organism: Diospyros lotus (date-plum)
Lineage: Eukaryota; Viridiplantae; Streptophyta; Magnoliopsida; Ericales; Ebenaceae
Product: transcription factor MYBS3-like
Exons: 3
Coding region: 267-995 (242 amino acids)
Biological process (GO): response to auxin; response to gibberellin; response to ethylene
Molecular function (GO): zinc ion binding; DNA binding
Source: RefSeq, a predicted model, not a curated record